CUUUCCAAAUUUUUAAAGUGAGCGUCAAAGAGAUUUCAAAUCCCAGGGACCAUAAUAGUAAUAAAAAACUGUCCAAACCGAAACGCAAUCCCUCCAAAAAGUGACACGUACAGUGACACCCACCACUCUGUCUUUAAAAACUUGAAGAAACACCGAGAGACAGGCCUGCAAAAGCGGGAACCAAACCUCUUCACCACCACUAACUGUUCUUUCUCCGCCGCCAUAAACCCACCUCUUCUCUUUUCCCGGCGAUCCACUUCUUUCGCAGCGACCCUUUUCUCUGGUCUUCACAUACAUACAAGCCUUUCACAGACGGCACAAGAGAAAUGAAAGAGAAAUGAAAGAAAAAACAGAGAAAGAGAUCAGAGGUUGAGAAAAUUCGGGGUUUUCGGGUUUUCUUCAAUACUCUGUCCGACCCAGAAACCAUUUUUCGAGUUUUUUUUUACAAAGAAAUAAAAUUUGAGGCUUUUGAGCAUUUGUUUGAACGAAAGUUUGAAGCUUUUUUGUGGGUUCGAUCAGUUUCUGGGACUCUGAAGGUUAGAUUAUAGCGGUUAAUAUUCCAAAAUUACAGAUAGGUUGAGUUUUGUGGUGAAUUUGGUUUUCUUUAGCAACGAAACUCUAAUGGGUUCGUUUGUGUACGUUGUUUGAUAGCAUAGAGUGUCUAGAAAUAAAAACUAAAAGAAAAAUAAGAACAAGAAAAACAGAGAGAAACAGAGAGAUGGAGCAGAAAGGCAUUUUGCUGUCGGCUUUGGGUGUGGGGAUGGGAGUGGGAGUUGGGCUUGGGUUGGCUUCGGGUCAGACAAUGAGCAAAUGGGCCGGAAACGACACCCUCUCCAAUGCCCUUACGCCGGAUAGGGUCGAGCAGGAGUUGCUACGACAGAUCGUUGAUGGCAGAGACAGCAAGGUCACCUUCGACCAAUUCCCCUACUACCUCAGUGAACAGACUCGAGUAUUGAUAACCAGUGCUGCCUAUGUCCAUCUCAAGCGCGCUGAGGUUUCGAAGUACACACGCAAUCUUUCUCCCGCAAGUCGGGCUAUUUUGCUCUCAGGGCCUGCUGAACUAUACCAACAACAACUUGCCAAGGCUUUAGCCCAUUACUUCCAGGCGAAGUUGUUGCUCUUAGAUGUGACAAAUUUUUCUCUAAAGAUUCAGAGCAAAUAUGGCAGUUCCAACAAAGCAUCUUCUUUUAAAAGGUCCACUUCUGAGGUGACACUAGAGCGGUUGUCUGGUCUGUUUGGAUCAUUUUCAAUCUUUCCUCAAAGGGAGGAACCCACAGGCACAUUACGAAGGCAAAACAGUGGUGUGGAUAUUCGAUCAAGUAUGGUAGAAGGUUCUAGUAAUCCUUCAAGGCUUCGUAGAAAUGCUUCUGCUUCAGCAAAUAUUAGUAACCUUGCUUCUCAGUCCACUCCCGCAAAUUCAGCUCCACUUAGGCGCACAAGCAGCUGGUCUUUUGAUGAGAAGCUUCUUAUACAGUCCCUGUACAGAGUUUUGGUUUUCGUCUCAAAUACCUGCCCCAUUGUGCUGUAUGUUAGGGACGUUGACAAGCUCUUAUCUAGAUCACAGAGGAUAUACAACUUGUUCCAGAAAAUGUUGAAGAAAUUAUCUGGAGCUGUGCUGAUCCUUGGUUCACGAAUUGUGGAUCUGGGUGAAGACAACAGAGAGGUUGAUGAGAGGCUUACUGCUCUUUUCCCUUACAACAUUGAAAUCAGGCCUCCUGAAAAUGAAUCCCAUCUUGUCAGCUGGAAGACUCAACUAGAGGAAGAUAUGAAAAUGAUUCAGGUUCAGGAUAACAAAAACCACAUCAUGGAAGUACUUUCAUCUAAUGAUCUUGAUUGCGAUGAUCUGGGUUCGAUCUGCAUUGCAGACACAAUUGAUAUUAGUAACUAUAUAGAAGAGAUUGUGGUAUCAGCAGUUUCUUAUCAUUUAAUGAAUAACAAAGAUCCUGAAUACAGAAAUGGAAAACUAGUCAUUUCGUCCAAGAGUUUGUCCCAUGGAUUAAAUAUAUUCCAGGAGGGCAAAUAUAGUGGCAAAGAUACAUUGAAGCUGGAAGCAAAGGCUGAAACACUUAAGGAAGCAGGAAUUGAAGGGGCUGUUGGUGUGAAUUUAGAGACAAAAACUGAAUGUGCUGCUCCCGAAAACAAAAGUGGUGCAGAGACAUUAAGUUCAGCGGCAAAAACAGAUGCUGACAAUCCAAUUCCAAUAUCAAGAGCUUCUGCAGAACUCGAUAAUGAAUUUGAGAAGCGCAUAAGACCAGAGGUCAUACCAGCAAAUGAGAUUGGUGUAACAUUUUCUGAUAUUGGUGCCUUGGAUGAGAUUAAAGAAUCCCUUCAGGAAUUGGUAAUGCUCCCUCUGCGGAGACCAGACCUUUUCAAUGGAGGCCUGUUAAAGCCUUGUAGAGGUAUAUUGCUAUUUGGCCCCCCUGGAAGUGGGAAGACUAUGCUGGCGAAGGCCAUUGCCAGGGAGGCUGGAGCAAGCUUCAUUAAUGUUUCUAUGUCCACCAUUACCUCUAAAUGGUUUGGUGAAGAUGAGAAAAACGUUCGAGCUUUGUUCACCCUGGCAGCCAAAGUCUCUCCAACCAUCAUCUUUGUAGAUGAGGUUGAUAGCAUGCUCGGGCAGCGGACAAGAUUUGGAGAACAUGAAGCCAUGCGAAAGAUAAAGAAUGAAUUUAUGACUCAUUGGGAUGGGCUCUUGUCUAAUCAAGGAGACCGAAUCCUUGUUCUUGCUGCUACUAACAGGCCAUUUGACCUUGAUGAAGCAAUUAUCAGGCGUUUUGAACGGAGAAUUUUGGUGGGGCUACCGACUGUGGAGAACAGAGAAAUGAUUUUGAGAACUCUGUUGUCAAAAGAGAAGGUGGAAGCACGACUAGACUUCAAGGAGCUGGCAACUAUGACUGAAGGAUUUAGUGGAAGUGAUCUUAAGAACUUGUGUACAACAGCUGCUUAUCGACCAGUUAGGGAGUUGAUACAAGCAGAGAGAAAAAAGGAUCUGGAGAAAAAGCAGAGAGCUGCAGGAGGACAAAAUCCACAAGGUGGUCCUAGUAUAAAUCAAGCCCAGUCUUCGGAAGGGCAGAAUCCAGAAGCUGUCCCAGCAACAGAAGAACAUAAAGAGGAAAGAGUGAUCACCCUCAGGCCUUUAAAUAUGGAAGACUUUAAGCAGGCAAAAAGUCAGGUUGCAGCUAGCUUUGCAUCUGAGGGAGCCAUGAUGAAUGAAUUGAAGCAGUGGAAUGACCAAUACGGGGAAGGGGGUUCGAGAAAGAGAGAGCAGUUAACUUAUUUCCUAUGAGACUGUUUGUAAAAACUACACAUUUUCUUCAGUCAGCUUUGAGUAUCAACAAACCCUUCUUGUUCCUUCAGUUCUUCCUGGCAGAGAUAAGUCAGUGGCCAAACUUGAAGAGUUGAACAAACAAACUCGACUGAAGCAUUUCCACGGAGGCAGUUUUAGUAAGCGAAAGGGAAUGAGCUUUCUAGUAAUCUGCUAGGGUUUAUAAAGGACAUGCUUAGAACGCUACUUGGUUUUGUGUUGCUGCCACAUUCUGUGAAUAAGGUGUGAAAAUGAUCCCUUAUCUGGACUGCUGUGAACUAUGUUUAAGAACAAACUUUAGUAGCAGCUGUAUUUUCAUGUGUAAUAUUAAUAGGCGGAAUGCCUUGAGUGUUUAGAUAUCUAACCAUAUAAAGCUUUCACUU
Messenger RNA from Prunus avium (sweet cherry), 3684 nucleotides. It is a transcript of the gene DAA1, whose product is annotated as P-loop containing nucleoside triphosphate hydrolases superfamily protein. Lineage: Eukaryota; Viridiplantae; Streptophyta; Magnoliopsida; Rosales; Rosaceae. Gene Ontology annotation, molecular function: ATP binding; ATP hydrolysis activity. Gene Ontology annotation, cellular component: mitochondrial outer membrane. The record is from RefSeq and is a predicted model, not a curated record.